GUGUUUGUUGUUUUUUUUAUUUUCUUGAAGGUUGCUGUUGCGCAUACAAUUGGGCAUGUAGCGGCGACGGUGAGUAUGUCGAAGGUGGCGGUUUCGUUCACACACAUAAUCAAGAGCAGUGAGCCUGCUUUCAGCGUCUUGGUUUCGAGAUUCAUCCUCGGCGAGUCGUUCCCGCCCGGGGUUUACUUGUCCCUUCUCCCGAUCAUCGGUGGCUGCGGUUUGGCCGCUCUUACCGAGCUCAACUUCAACAUGACUGGUUUUAUGGGGGCCAUGAUCUCGAACUUGGCGUUUGUUUUCCGGAAUAUAUUUUCCAAGAAGGGCAUGAAGGGAAAAUCCGUUAGCGGAAUGAACUACUACGCGUGCUUAUCGAUCAUGUCUCUCCUACUCCUCACCCCAUUUGCUAUUGCUGUGGAGGGACCACAGAUGUGGGCUGCUGGGUAUAAAGAAGCCAUGUCCCUAAUCGGACCCCAGAUUGUCUGGUGGAUGGCUGCGCAGAGUGUGUUUUACCAUCUCUAUAACCAGGUGUCGUACAUGUCGUUGGACGAGAUUUCUCCGUUGACUUUCAGCGUGGGUAACACUAUGAAACGUGUUUCAGUCAUAGUCUCGUCUAUCAUUAUUUUCCGGACACCUGUACAACCAGUCAAUGCUCUCGGAGCUGCAAUCGCAGUUCUCGGAACUUUCUUGUACUCUCAGGCCAAGCAAUGAAGAUUCCUGGAAGUAAGGAAUCGUGCCUGGAAAGAAGACGCGUAUUUGGAUCGACAACUAUGAAGAUUUAUACGCUUACACCGUGUAGUUGCGGCGUUUUACUUGUAGAUAGCAAUAAUCGAGUUAGUAAAAAAACGUAUUUUUAAUUUUUUUUUAAUAUAAACCCUGGUUCUUGUU
This is a messenger RNA of Erythranthe guttata (spotted monkey flower), 882 nucleotides long. Lineage: Eukaryota; Viridiplantae; Streptophyta; Magnoliopsida; Lamiales; Phrymaceae. The record is from RefSeq and is a predicted model, not a curated record.